This is a messenger RNA of Triplophysa rosa, 4514 nucleotides long. RefSeq names its product linkage group 10 C14orf180 homolog (gene lg10h14orf180). Gene Ontology annotation, biological process: positive regulation of Golgi to plasma membrane protein transport. The record is from RefSeq and is a predicted model, not a curated record. Gene Ontology annotation, molecular function: connexin binding. The coding region runs from base 267 to 1322 and encodes 351 amino acids. Gene Ontology annotation, cellular component: transport vesicle; trans-Golgi network; plasma membrane. NCBI's taxonomy places the organism in Eukaryota, Metazoa, Chordata, Actinopteri, Cypriniformes, Nemacheilidae. The transcript is spliced from 10 exons.
CCACAAUCCCUCUCUGACUCUUACAGCACGUGAGAGGAGAAGCUGUGAGCUUUUCCUGUUUUGAUGUUGCAGCGACGGAUCUCUAUUUUUGCCCUUUCUCCACACCCCCACUGUCGUUUUUAACAUUCUCUGUGGUGCUCCAUCUCUCCGGACCGACUACUUCUUAAUACCUGUACUGCAGCUCAGAUGGGAGACGUAAGUGCUGUGGCUGUCUGGCACGUGAACACGCUGAGCGGGUCUCUCUGGCGGGCCAUCCCAGGCGCGGGAUGCUGAACGGGAGCCGCGAGGGUUUGUUUGAAUUAGGCAGGCAGCUCCAGCAGGAAGGAGACUCCCAAGCUGCUCUGCACUGCUUUCUGAGCUCUCUGCUGGGCCUCACACAUGUGGAGAGCUUCCACUCACUACCCAACUGCCUGCAUCAGAUUGCUGAACUCUACAUUGAUGAGAAGAAUUAUGGGAAAGCGCUGCAGUUCAUUCAGGCGGAGAAGAUGUUCUACGAAGUGGCAUUGAUUGAGCUCACCUCGCUGCAGGGCAGCACAGGGUCUCAUGAAGACGGAGCUCUGGGCACAUCAGGAUGUUUGUCUCAAGAUGAGUUAUCAGAACAGACUUCACAGGCCCAGGACCUUGAGAGACUGGCUCAGCUCUGCAUUAUGAGCAAGAGACCCCACCUUGCAUUAGAAUACAGUGGUAAGGCCACUAAAAUCCACCAGCGGGCUUUUGGGAAUGAUCAUCCCAUCACAGUCCAGAGUCUGGAGCUGCUAGCCACCGUCUAUGCAGAGAUUGGCAAAACAGAAUAUACAAAUUCGUUGGGUGAGUGUGUGUCGACUCUUUCAAAGAGAUUCUCUGCCACUGAAUCGUUCAGCGAUGCUCUGAGUGGCAUCUCUCAUAGCCAUAAGGACAGACACUCUGAGCUGCAACACAGAAAAGAAGCGUACAUACAACACGACACUGCUAAAACCAAGAUCAUACCUGAAAAGCCGCCCACCUCUAUCCUGAAAAGGUCCAGCGUGAGCAAUGUAGAGUCAGAAUCCCUGCGUAGACGAAAAUCUGAGAGGCGAGUUCGCUUCAGGGAGCCGGAGAUCACUGUUCAUGACAUUCCGUACUAUGACUGUUUAGGAGUGUAUGACACCCCCCAGAACCACCUGCACCUGGCCCUGCUCACCGGCCUUUUCCUUAUGCUCUCUGCACUGGGUCUUGCGCUGUACUGCACAGAUCGGCGGAGACCACAGCGUGCCUGCGAGGAGCUGCAGACAGCACUGGCUGUGUACCUGCUGCAAUUCAAGCAGAUAGUCUGGGGCUGCUGGAUCUGGUUGACCAUGCAAUGACCAUAACUGACCACAGGGGCAGCAGCCACUCUAAACGCAGGCUUAGUAUCGAAAUUGUCACUUUGUGACAGCAAAAACAUAAUAGGUGAGGACAACUGCUUGUUUUUGUAUUGCUCCUGAUUAUCAUUUUCAAUGUUAUUAUAAGACUGGCCAUCAGUCCAUUUCCGUAAGGAUGUUUAACAUCCAACUCUUUUGUUGCUUUUCAGCACCAUUAAACUGGUGCGCAUUUUUACCCUUUAUGGUGGUGGCUAUCCUGAUUUUGCCAAGUGGUUGAUGUCCUUAGGGCAACAUCAUGUUGACCCUGGGACAACAUUUAAAUCAACCAAUCAGAUUUGAGAAAUAAAUGUACAGUUUAUUUUAAAUUUAAUCUUACAACCAGGAUUAGGUGCUUCUAGACCAUUGUCUUUCACUUAUCGUUUCCCUCUGAUUUUAGGGGUAAGUUAUGGUUAGGGUUGGGGUUUGGUGUGGGUUUAGGUUUUAUUUAUAAAAAUAUUGUCCUUAGGUCAAAAAAAUGUGUUGCCCUGAGGACAUCAACCACUUGGCAAAAUCAGGUCGAGUUUAUGGUGGCAUAGCUAAUGUCACAUCCUCAUUAUACCAAAUCGUAUGUAUAUUUCCAGAUCUCUGUCUUUGUAGCAGUUCUGGGCAUUCAGAAUGCAUUUCUUAGUCGUCGUCCAUAGAAUGUGCAGGAAUAUUAAUGGAAACCUUCAUCACUCCCAGAAUUAUAUAAUAGGCUUUACUGUGGAUACAUAACAUAACAUACUUCUGAUUUAGGUUCAUCUGAAUUAGAGCCCGACUGAUAUAUUGGUGGAUCAGUUUUGGAAGAAAAAAUUCCCUUUAAUAAUUAAAUGUGAAAAGAAAUGUAUAAUAAAAAAUACUGUAGUACAGAGAUGUCAGACCCUGCUACUUUAGGGCCCCUGUCCUGCAGUGUUUCAAUCCAAACCUUGCUUGACACCCCCGCUGUAGACAGCAUAUGCAUGUAUUAUACAUGUAACAGUGCUUUCAUGCAUAUUUCCAUGUGUAAAGUCAUUAAUAGUUCAGUAUUAAGGCCAAAAAAGCCAUUUGGACACAUAGACAUCGCAUGUGCUGAUAGAAUGUAUAGGUGCAUGGUUGCAACACCUACAGUGGCAAAUGCUGUUCUUCUCAUUUUUGCACAAUUCCUAAAAUGAAUGCUAGAAAAAAAGGGGCCUAUUAACCUUACUGCAAAGAAUUUUUUAUAUUAAAAAGUGGUUGAUUUCAAAGGCACACUUUCCAUGUACCACAGUGACUUUGUUUGUUAUUUAUAUAAAUAGCUAAGCCGGAAGGGCUGUUUUUAGUUCUUUACUGAUACACUAAUGAAACAUGCGUAAUGAACCUUUUACAAUUCAAUUACAGGAUUAAAAAGUUAUUUCAAAACUAGAUUUAAUAAUAUAUUGUGAGAGAAACUCACGGAGGAGUUCAGAAUCACAUCCGCAUUAGUCUUCUCUAUGUACACAAAAAAUCAGCACUUUACUGAACCCCAAAAUCAGCCGGGCUUUAUAUAUGCAUUCUGCAUUCUCUAUGUAGGAACUAAUGUAUUUGUAAGAUUUUUUUAUACAUACAUUAUAUAUAAUAUUCAUUCACUCCCGCUUUGCUUUUAAUGCAUUUUUCUGUACAUACAUAAUGAUGUUGAAUGUCUCUGUGGAAUGCAAGACAAUGCUAUUUAUUUUACUAGUAAUCCGUUUUUGAAUACAAAUAUGCAUUUUAUGCACUUAUAAAAUAUGUACGUAUGUACAGAAUGACACCAAACAUUGUUAAUGAGUAUAUUCAUAUGUAAAAAAGAGAAGAAGUGGCACAAUGACUACACCUUUAACAUGUAUCUACACAAGUUUAAAUGAAGGGCAAAGCUAUAACUUUAAGCACAAAUGUUUUCAUCUUUUCAAUCAUCUCUCAACAGAGAUAAAAACUGUUUCAAGGAUGAGUUGGCCAUAUUUUGUGUCAUGCACUGCCAGAUUAACUGGCAAAAGAAAGAAUGCCAUUUAAAAAAGUUGACUGCUUUUUGUGCUCGCAAUAUAAGUUUCUAUUUUACAUGAACCCGUACAAGCAUAUAAGUACAUAAUGGUACGCUCUUUUGUUGAACUAUGUUUUAUAAGAAUUUUCUUUAUCUUUUUUACUCUUUCAUUUUUUAUUCUUGAUAUCAGCACUUAUUGCUAUUUUUGUAGUCUUCAGGCGAGCAUUUUCUAUGAAACAACAUCUGGUCUUUGAUUUUUGUAUUAUUGUGUUCAUACGUUUAUAAUUUCUAUAGAUGCACACAUUUAAGUUGACAUGUGCUUAAUCUUGUACAUUAAUCACAUUAAAGUUUUAAGUGAUUUGCAAAAAUACUAAACUUUAUGGCUGUCUCAUAAUCUCCAGCUCUGUAAUAUUUUGUUACAUAAGAAUUAGAAAACAUAUGAAAUCCCAUUUAAAAGGGUUAAAGAGGAACUGUAAAUACUGUUAAGGUUACAUUUUGAGACUGUUUGUUUCUGUCAUGUAUAGUAACAGUCGUCUUGGACUUUAUACUCUCACCAAAGACUAUAUUUAAAUAAAAAGAUCAGCUGUGCAUGUGAUCUAAUCAUGGCAUAAACCAUCAUUUUUAAUAAAAAAAUACAUUAUUUUAAAGUAUUGUUCAAAUACACUAUAAAGUGCACCCUUAAGAUUUUAUUUUCAACAACUGUUAAACUGAACUUCACAUCUGAUGUGUUUCUAAAUUGUGGAUUUGUGCACACUUUGAGUAACAAACCUGCUGUGGCCUGCAUUAAAACACUUUGAGCUACUUGGUAGCUAAAAUCAAUUGAAUAUGUCAGACACAUAACAAAUAUCUUGUUAUAUGGCCAGAAUGUGUGACAGUUUAUUGUACAUCUCAUCAUUCACAGUCUUUGUCUGUAUAGCACACUGAAAUUAGUGAAACAAUUCACUAUUGCAAUAUGUUGCAAUUCUGAUGGUCGGGAAUAGCUGAUCCUUAAAGCAAUAAAAUUACACUGGGUGGAGAUAUCGCCACACUUUUUGUUCUAUUUGUUAACAUUUAAUAGAGGUUCUUUUAGAAAUUUUAUUAUAACUAUUUUCUUGAUUUAAAAGAAAUGUCUAUCAAUACAAUCCACAGGCACACCAAGUAACACGUUUAUGUUACAUAAAUGAUGACUAACUUAAACACUUUUUUUGCAUUUCAUUUUAUGAUCAAUAAAUAUAAUUUUAUUCCUU